Lucilia cuprina (Australian sheep blowfly) is the source of this 651-nucleotide messenger RNA. RefSeq names its product protein C10. Lineage: Eukaryota; Metazoa; Arthropoda; Insecta; Diptera; Calliphoridae. Bases 127 to 465 code for a protein of 112 amino acids. Gene Ontology annotation, biological process: post-embryonic development. The transcript has a single exon. The record is from RefSeq and is a predicted model, not a curated record.
UUUACAAGUAAACAAAUAAUAUUUUUUUACAAGAACUUUACCACAGGGUUUCAAUUAAAAUUCACAAAAUUUUGCACUUUUUCAAUAAAUUAACAAACAUUUUAAACAGAAAUUAGAUUUAAUAAAAUGAACUUUAGCAACGAUACUGCCAAACAAAUCUUAAUCGAUAUUAUACGCACCGUAAAUCAACCGGAUAAUUCGAAAAAACUUUCCGAAGCCAAAGCCUCUGCGGGCAAGGAAAUGCUUUUAAUGAUGCAACAUGUCUUCCCGUUGGUCAUGCAACUACAAACUGAAGUCAUCAAAUCGUACGGUUUCCCCGGCAACCGUGAAGGUCUAGUGCAAUUUUCCCAACUAAUACGUGAGUUGGAAAGGGAAGAUGUUGAAAUUGCUCGUCUACGCAGUCAAAUUAGAGCCAUUUAUUUACCACCAAUUGCCAUCAAUACCACUAAUGAUAUUUUGAUAUAAAGCGAUGGAAAGUUUUUGGGCAAUUUUUUUUCGUGGAAUUUGCUAAUAUGCUGCCAGUAUUAGGUUUAUUUUAUAAUAUUAAAGGAAAUAUUAUUAGUAUUAAGUGACCAAUGUUUUUUAUAUAGAUUUUAAGUGAAAUACAUAAAAGUUUCUUUUUUCAAUACUUUGUAUUUUUUGCUCCAUAAA